Molecule: messenger RNA, 582 nt
Organism: Aureobasidium musti
Lineage: Eukaryota; Fungi; Ascomycota; Dothideomycetes; Dothideales; Saccotheciaceae
Source: the annotation of a GenBank genome assembly
AUGUCGACAUCUACCAAANAAGACCAGCUCGCCGCUCGCAUCGCACACCUCAAACUCCGCCUCGCACCUCUCGUGCCCCUUCCAACCGGAGCUCCACACCCAGACUUCCCUCGCACACUGUUGGACUACCAUCUCUUGAGCGAGGAACAACUGGACGCUAUUGCCUCUUACUACCAUCAAUCCACCCCCAGCGUUUACACACACCAAUACCCUGCAUGUAUGAACUGGGACAAAGAUAUGCUAGCCAAACGCCGAGCUAGCGUUGCUCAACAUCUGCGUCGAGCAAGCCAAGUAGAAGACAAUCAGUGGUGGGAGAAACUGUUGGCUGCCGAGGAGGCAGAGAAUGCACUUAUGGUGAAGAGAAGGCCGAGUGUGCAGUUUGCUGAGGGACUUACAGAUGCAGAGAGGCUUGCGAUCAAGAGACGCAAGUUUGGAAAGUUUAUUGGAUUGCUGAAUUGUGAGACACCGGUCGAGGAGAUCGAGGGGCGUUUGAGGACUUCGAUGGAGAAGGCUAUUCAGCUUGCGCAGGAGGAGUUGAGGAGGGCUGAAGAAUGGGAACUCAGGCGAUCGAAGAUGGUGUAA